Mytilus californianus (California mussel) is the source of this 2257-nucleotide messenger RNA. Its product is annotated as hemicentin-1-like. The record is from RefSeq and is a predicted model, not a curated record. The transcript is spliced from 14 exons. The coding region runs from base 25 to 1986 and encodes 653 amino acids. Gene Ontology annotation, cellular component: cell-cell junction. Gene Ontology annotation, biological process: cell-cell adhesion. Gene Ontology annotation, molecular function: cell adhesion molecule binding. NCBI's taxonomy places the organism in Eukaryota, Metazoa, Mollusca, Bivalvia, Mytilida, Mytilidae.
GUUUGAUAUGAUGUAUUUGGAGUAAUGGACGCAGUUCCAUUCAUUCUUUUUUUCCUGUUCCCUCACGAAUUCUCUAAUGUGCAAACUGUUCACAGUCUUAAUGUUGGUAUAUCUGGACACCCUUACAUUGAACCAGGCGUGCCAUACAAUGUCUCAUGUACAGUUGAUGAAUAUCAAGACAAUAGACGGACAUUAUUUUUUGCCAGAACCGCAGAUACUUAUCUCGAAGAAACUACUGUUUGGUACUACAAAAAGUAUGGAUGUUUUCAAUUCAUGAGCCCUGUGUCUAUACUUUGUAAAAAUGCAUCAUGUGCUUGUGAUGAUAAUGGACUAACCACGCACUGGACAUACGACACACCUUCACAUCUUCCAACAUCAGUGAUAUUUACAUGUAGCUCCUCAGAUAAUGAAUCUACAAUUGUUGAAAGUGACGUGUUGGUACCGACAAUUCUUCUUGGUCCAGGAUCAAGUCUUCAAUUCGAACCUAGUACCAAUUCAUUAACAAAGACGAAAGGGGAACAACUUGGUCCAUUUAAUUGUUCAGCAACAUGUAAUCCUCCAUGUCAGUACACAUGGACUAAACCAGAUAAAACAACUAUCAAUGGUGGUCAGUUGAUUUUAACAUCACUGUCUAUUGGGGAUCAUGGACAGUUUAUAUGUACAGCAUCAAAUGAUAUUGGUGGAAGUCAGAAUAAAAGUCUGGAUGUAACAGUUAAUUACAGUCCCGAGUCUGUUACACUGUUUCCACGUGACACGCAUUAUAGUGUAACAGGAGGAAACAAUAUACAACCAAUCAAUUGCAGGGCAGACUGUAGACCUGUUUGUAAAUUCAUAUGGUCUGGUCCUAACGUUCCCGCUGGCACAACUUACGUACUCAGUCUUCAAAAUAUACAGAAAAAUCAAAGUGGAGUUUUUAACUGUACGGCAUAUAACGACGUUGGUAGUUUGAAAUCAGACGAUGUGAAUAUAAAUGUUCAGUUCGGUCCAGGAUCAAGUCUUGAAUUUGAACCCAGUGACAUUUCAUUAACAAAGACUAAAGGGGAAAAACUUGGUCCAAUUAAUUGUGCUGCAACAUGUAAUCCUCCUUGUCAUUACACGUGGACUAAACCAGACACAACAACUAUCAAUGGUGGCCAAUUGUUUUUAACGGUAUUGUCCAUUGCGGAUCGUGGAGAGUUUAUUUGCACAGCAUCAAAUACUAUUGGUGGUACUCAGAAUAAAAGCCUGGAUGUAACAGUGAAUUUUAAACCCUUUCUUGACCACACCAGACCAUAUUCUCCACCUUAUGUUAGUGCGGCAGAAAACAACUCUCUUCGCUUACAACUAGCAAUAAAUGCUAACCCGACACCAACUAUAGAAUGGACAUUCAGGGCAGAGGCGGACUGGAAUUCUUGCAAUUUUAUUACAAUUGUGUCCAACACAACAACCAAUAGUUUCCUCACUUCAUCAUCAAUAUUGAUCGAUAAUGUACAAAGCAAUUACUACGGCGAGUAUACUUUUGCAGCUAAUAAUACAGUUGGCACCUUUUUACGUAGAUUUGUUGUCAUGAAAGAGGUAUAUUUAACACAAGUGAAAUGUCCAAUCACGAAAGAAAAUACUGGCAUGUUUGUAGCAGGAAUAGUAACAUUAGUUAUCGGUUUGGUGAGCCUAACGGGAGCAGUAAUUUUUGUUGUCAGAAACGGUUUAAAGAACAAGGCUCUGAAUUCGUCAAAAUCUGUUGACUAUAGUGAUGUGCAGAGAAGCAAUCCUGCAUUUACAGAUGCAUACACUACGUUACAGUCUAAUAUCGAAUCAACAGUACCUUCAGAGCAAAUUAUUAACACUUAUGAGGAAUGUGAGAGAAAUCCUGAAGCACAUACAUACAGUUCAGUAGACAAAAUGGAGUCUGACCCAAGUCAACCUCAACAUCAUGGUGUUAAUACAUAUGAGGAAUGUGGGAAAAGAAACGAAUUCGAAGCACAUGCUUAUGAUACUUUAGACAAAUAAAGACAGAUGAGAAAACAAAUACUUACUAUGCUCAAUAAGGGCAAGAGGACAUCCAAAAAAGUAGCGGGUAUUUGGAAUUUAAAGAUUUAGAUAUCUUAUAAAUUGAAAUGAGAUUUGUGUAUACAUUUUAAAGGCUUAUUUCGAUAUGUUAGACUGUGUAUUUAACUUCUGAUUAUACUGAAACGUGUAUGAUUUUUUAUAAUAUUUAAAAUCUCAAAGCAUCGUGUCAAUAUUUAGAAUGUUUUUGUUGCCAGAAUUACGUAUACAAUGU